Molecule: messenger RNA, 1589 nt
Organism: Uloborus diversus
Lineage: Eukaryota; Metazoa; Arthropoda; Arachnida; Araneae; Uloboridae
Gene: beta4GalT7
Product: beta-1,4-galactosyltransferase 7-like
Exons: 1
Coding region: 128-1009 (293 amino acids)
Biological process (GO): proteoglycan biosynthetic process; carbohydrate metabolic process
Molecular function (GO): xylosylprotein 4-beta-galactosyltransferase activity
Source: RefSeq, a predicted model, not a curated record
UGUGUAUAUCUGAGGAUAAUAUUGUCUUAUAAUGAUAUAUCUGUAAGAAAGACACGGUUUGAAACUUUAUCAAAACAAUAUGUAACCCAGUUAUCAAAAAUAUGAGUAUUGCAAAUCUAUAUUCAUUAUGCGCACCUUUAACACACUUAUUAGCACACUUUUAUUAUUACUUGGUAUUUCUGUUAUGAUAUCAAUAAUGAUGGCUUUAUCAAAUUUAUCGCCUAAUUGUUCACAAGAAAAUAACGCCGUAUCUGAUGACGAUCAUGAAACUUGGGGUAUCCACCGUCUUGCAGUAAUAGUUCCCUUUAAAGAUAGAUUUGAAGAACUUUUGCAGUUUGCACCUCACAUUCAUAGAUUUCUAAACGCUCAGAAAAUUAGACAUAAACUAUAUGUGAUUAAUCAAGUUGACAAGCUGCGUUUUAAUCGUGCAUCCCUCAUCAACGUUGGCCAUAUUUUAAGCAGAAAGGACUGUGAUUAUUUAGCUAUGCAUGAUGUAGAUUUAUUGCCAUUGAACCCGAAACUUAGCUACGCUUACCCAAAAAAUGGCCCUUUUCAUGUUGCAUCGCCGGAAUAUCAUCCUAAGUACCACUAUUCCACCUUUGUCGGAGGUAUUCUACUCCUAACAAAAGAACAGUUUGAAAGUGUCAAUGGAUUAUCAAAUAGGUACUGGGGUUGGGGCCUGGAGGAUGAUGAAUUUUUUGCCAGAAUGCGAGAUGCAAAGCUUAAUAUUAGUAGACCGUCUAAUCUGAACAGUGGCAUUCAUAAUACAUUUCGGCAUUUACAUGAUCGAGCUGCGAGACGUCGCGACACAGCACGAUUAUACAACCAGAAGGAAUCUACAAGGAAAAGAGACCACAUUACUGGACUUAAAGAUGUUCACUAUGAACUUGUGUCUACUCAUCACAUUACCAUAGAUUUUGCUCCCAUUAUUUUGCACAAUGUGAAACUGAUAUGUAAUCGUACUGCCACACCCUGGUGUGAAAAAAAUGCUAUUGUUAAGAAAACGUGAUAUUUAAAUAAUUGUUAGAAAUACUUAAUUACAGACGAUGUGUAAAACUUAAAAUUUAGCUGAGAAGGAAUGCAUUUAAACAAUUACUACUUAAGUAUUAGAUAAGCCAAGCUUGCAGGUUUUAGCAACAACAAAUGUGUCGCAUUUUUUAAUGCAAAAAUACUAUGUAUAUAUUUACCUUUUUUAGAACUCUAGCAUUCCGAAACUUUCAAGUUUCUUUUUCUUUGUUGCUUCAAUAGAGCUGACUUGUGCUUGAUAAUUAUUUUAAAAGCUAGUAAUUUGUCCUAAAAAGGUGAUUAAAGUUUUUCAUAUAAUCAGAACUAUCAGAGAGAAAUUGAUACGAAGACUAACCAGGGGUAGAUUUGGUGAAUUGGGUCUGCUUUGCGACCUUUACACAAAAUUCUUCAUUGUAAAAGCAGCCACUUUACAAAAUUUCAUAUUUUAAAAUAGAUCUUUCGCAAAAUGUUAUUUGUAAAAACAAUUCUUUCAUCACUUCUAAGCUCAAUCAGGUCGUCUGAAUGCGUAAAAUCAGUAAAAAGUAAUCUCCAGGUCCAAGUCAUUCCAAGUGAAAUACAUUAGG